AUGGUUCGUCAGUCUGCCGUCACCGAGGCAUGUCUUUUUUUCCUUUUACGCCAAGGCCUUGUGCCGGCCGUCAUCACGAAGCAUUGCAUGCCGGCCGACAGCCAGCAAACGUCUCUUCUGCCUCAUCUCGCCCUGGACCAACUCUGA
Molecule: messenger RNA, 147 nt
Organism: Geosmithia morbida
Lineage: Eukaryota; Fungi; Ascomycota; Sordariomycetes; Hypocreales; Bionectriaceae
Exons: 2
Coding region: 1-147 (48 amino acids)
Source: RefSeq, a predicted model, not a curated record